Molecule: messenger RNA, 862 nt
Organism: Podarcis muralis (Common wall lizard)
Lineage: Eukaryota; Metazoa; Chordata; Lepidosauria; Squamata; Lacertidae
Source: RefSeq, a predicted model, not a curated record
AUGUCUCCCGCCCGGAGCUGCUGCUACUCCUGCUGCUGUCGCCGCCGCCGCCGCUGUUCUUCGGGCCCCGCUUCGCCCGGGGCCGCUGCCUUCCUCAUCCGGGACUUCCAGGGGAACGGCUUCCGGUUUGUCGACACGAAGAACCACAAGCCCCAGAAUGCCCAGCGGCCGCUUUGCGGUUUCCCUUUCACGGCUCUACUUUUCUAUCUCUAUGGUUCCGGAAGUCGGUCUGCCCUUAGCCCCCACCCCCACCACCGGAAGUCGUUUUCGCUUCGGUGGGAGGGUCUUAUAUGCAGGCCGCGGCGCCGGCUCUACUUCCUUUUCCGGCCACAGCAGGAGAGAGGAGCAGGCGCCGCAGCCAUGUCGCUCGUUAUCCCCGAGAAGUUCCAGCACAUCCUGCGAGUCCUCAACACCAACAUCGACGGGCGGCGGAAGAUCGCCUUUGCCAUCACCGCCAUCAAGGGGGUGGGCAGGCGUUAUGCCCACGUGGUGCUGAGGAAGGCGGACAUCGACCUGACCAAGAGGGCUGGAGAGCUCACCGAAGAUGAGGUGGAGCGUGUCAUCACUAUAAUGCAAAACCCUCGUCAGUACAAGAUCCCUGACUGGUUCCUGAACAGGCAGAAGGACGUCAAGGACGGGAAGUAUAGCCAGGUCUUGGCCAACGGGCUGGACAACAAGCUCCGCGAGGACCUGGAGCGGCUGAAGAAGAUCCGGGCGCAUCGGGGCCUGCGCCACUUCUGGGGCCUACGUGUCCGUGGCCAGCACACCAAGACCACCGGCCGUCGUGGCAGAACCGUGGGCGUCUCAAAGAAGAAGUAAAUCUUUUCCCAUGCAGAUAAUAAUAAAAAAGAGUUUUCUCAAU